AUGGAACGACCAUGGAAAGCAUCCCACAAGAGUUGUUCGAAAAGAUCUGAGAGAUGGCAGAUACUGGACUGGGUCGGAACGUCCCAUGCCGAAGAUGCUCGCAGGAGCCUAUGGGGGACCUUCUACACCAUGUCGAACAUCGAGAAUUGGAGUUCAAGCUUCAAAGAUAUCAUGAUUUACACAACGAAACGAAGCUUCAACAAGCAUUGUAGACCAAAGUUUGUGCCAUAUGACGCCAGCAGAAUUACUCUAAACAUAUACCAAAGCAAGGCUAGGAGCAAUCAAAUGCAUCAUGCCAGACCAAUGUUGAAGAAAACAACUGCCCUGAAAGAUGCUCAAGACGUGGCUGAUGAAGAGGCUGAGCAUAAUGGUGAGAGAAAGACAAUGGUUGAAGGAAUUCCAACCUGGUUGCUCGAAAAGACAGCCAAGGCAAAUCUAGAGUUAAAAAUGAUGGUAGAGGUUGGAUCUCUUGAUCCUGAGAUUGGAGAAGAUGAAAGUUGUGCAGAUGGCGGUGGAUAG
Messenger RNA from Botrytis fragariae, 519 nucleotides. RefSeq lists its product as uncharacterized. NCBI's taxonomy places the organism in Eukaryota, Fungi, Ascomycota, Leotiomycetes, Helotiales, Sclerotiniaceae. The record is from RefSeq and is a predicted model, not a curated record. The transcript has a single exon. Bases 1 to 519 code for a protein of 172 amino acids.